Messenger RNA from Cynoglossus semilaevis (tongue sole), 5218 nucleotides. Its product is annotated as calcium-independent phospholipase A2-gamma-like. NCBI's taxonomy places the organism in Eukaryota, Metazoa, Chordata, Actinopteri, Pleuronectiformes, Cynoglossidae. Gene Ontology annotation, biological process: arachidonate metabolic process. Bases 1248 to 3704 code for a protein of 818 amino acids. The transcript is spliced from 10 exons. The record is from RefSeq and is a predicted model, not a curated record. Gene Ontology annotation, cellular component: membrane.
UAUUUACACAAACAUUUCUGUGAACUCGAGUCACAUCAGGCAAAAGGCACGUGUGGAGUCACACCCAGAGAAUGUAUGUAUGACAAUCAAGGCUGAACACACACUGGUUCCGAGAGCUAAUGACACAAUGGUAAUGUCCUGUUGCUGUGCCUGUGAAAAAAAUAUAAGCUGCAUGGUAUGAUAAUAAUAAUAUAAUACAUAUUAUUUCAUCGGUAAAUCUGUCUGCAGACUUACAGCAAUGACUGCCACAUUAGUGUCAGGGCCUGAUACGAGCUGAGGUUUUUGCCCACUCAUAUAGGGUCUGCAUUACGAUGUAUUUGUCCUUUUUCUUGCAUAUUAUGCACAUUGCUGGAAGGACGGGGCCGAGUGUGAAAUCCUGAAUUUUUCGUGCUUCACAGAGGCUAUAUGCAUGUAGCAAUGUUAUAUUUUGAAGAUACCGCUUGAUGAAACUCCACAGGCAGCCAUCUUGAUUUUCUGUUUACUAAAAGGUGCUAGCCUAUUGGUGUAGUCCUGUCACGUGUCGACCGUGCCACCUAUUGCACACCAAAAUCUUUUAUUGCGCCCCAAAGACGCCAGUUCAGUAUAAAAUGCCUGUUUCUAAAAAAUGGGCUGGAUUUUUUUACCACGAACUUUUUGCUGUAAGCUUAACAUAACUCCUUCUUUUUAUGAACUAAAGAUUGUGUAGUUCGCAGACGUCGGAGUGGAAUUCAAUUUCUGAAAGACUUUUCGUGGUUCACUUUACGGCCUAUAUGCACCUACUACGGGUUACAUAUUCAUUUUUUUCGAAUCGUUUCGUUGUUACCGUAGAUCUAAAACAACUGCGCAUUUAGAAAAUCGGGGCGGCUGUGUGACUGUAGUGGCGCAGGUAGCUACCUCGUCAUAUACAGCAUCUCCAACCUAAAGUUGCUCCUCUAUUAUGGACAAUAUUGAAUGAACAUCUUAUCCAAUCAGGGGGCGCUACCAAAGGGGCAUGACUAUAAACAGCCAGUUGGAAUUCAACUAGGAUAUCACGUGACCAAUGUUUCCCUUCUGGAAUUACGUCAUCACAUUGUCUUGUAUUCUAGUGCUAGGUCAAAUAACAGUGUUUACUUCUAAGAAUCUUUACACGUUUUGUUAACUUUAAGCAACACCGGCGGCUCGUUGAAGAAAUCAACGGACUUUCGACUGCUUAAAAGAGACAGGGUUUUCAAAAAAGGAUUGUGUAGCUCAUGUUUUCUGUGGAGCAUAAACUUGUAUAAACUGACGCGAUGAAUAAUAGGUGGACUCCUAAUACCUGUUUGAAAGUAAGCCGUGUGUUUCUUAUCUGGCAAACAAGGGGUCAGAAGUUACUACUAUCACUUCCUUUGUCUACCACUUCUUACUCCAGGCUUCAUGUACGACAGCGUGUUUGUUCCAAAGUACGCUGCCUCACCUGGAAACAUGUUCACCACCUGAGUAACAGAAGCCGCAAAGGAUGGAGAUUUAAAGUCUCCCCACUUAAACCGAAUCUUGGACUUCACACUAGCACUUUGUAUUCAAACACAUCCACGUCACGUUGGUCUGCUAGUCUGAGUCAACAAAUGUCACGGGUCAAGAACACACUGAACACAGUUUCAAAAGCUGUGAGUGGGACAAGUACAGAAUUUCUGUCAAAAAUUACCAGGCUGAAACCUAAUUCUUUAUCUGCUUUGGAUAAAGCUGAGAUCCAUGUUGAAUCAUUACCACAAGAAAAAGAAAGCAAUGUCUCAACAACUCCUGCUUCCUCUGAUCCUCCCUCCUCUACAUCCACUCCACCCAAACCUAAACCACCUGAACAUCAUUCUAUUUCUGCCACUACAUCCGUUAAUACUGUUCUAAGUAGGGGCAAAUUUAAAGAGAAUGAACCUAAACACAAUAUUCUUCCAGUCAACACAAGCUACUCCAUUAAAGAAGAAGAACUUAGGAGCACCGAAAACAAGAGCACAUCUUCCAAAUCAACCACAGCACUUUUCCAUCCCAGCUCCUUUGCGGUCAGUCUGGAUGAGACCUACAACUACCUGGCCAACCAUAUCAACUCUUACUUUGGCAGCCUUGCAACAACUCAGGACAAGAAAGUGGACAAUAUUGACUCCCCUGUUCUCAGUCAGAGUCCGCGAACAAGUGACCCAAUGCUCAAGUCUGAUAUGAGAGACACAACCACAGCUAAAAUUGAACCCCAUUCUUCUAAGAAGGGUUUUGGACAUUACCUGUCUUACUCCGCUCCAAAUGUGCAAGCCUUUGUUGGGAACUAUAUCGUUCCUCUUGUCCCCAAGUUCAGGACAGGAGAGUCCAAGACUGCUUCAGUUAAAGAGAAACCUGUGGAUACACAAGUGACACAGGCUGAGCCCACAGUUAGUAAGGAGCAGAGUACAACUGAGGAGAAGGCCAAGAAACUUCUUCUGCAAAGAGAAAAGAUAAUUGCCAGGGUGUGUGUGGACAACCGUACCCGUGCUCUGGUCCAGGCUCUACGUAGGGCAUCGGAUGUUCGAGUUUACAUCAACAGAGUGGAGGACUUCAGUUACCAUCUGCUGGAGUUUCCAGAGACUCGUGGUGUUGCUGUCAAGGAGAAGGUCAUUCCCUGCCUCCUGCGUCUGAAGCAGGCCAGUGACCCGGGUCUGAGGGCAGCCGUCAGAGAAGCCCUUACCCUGGUGGGCUACCACGAACCUGUCAAAGGCCGUGGCAUACGGAUCCUCUCCAUAGAUGGAGGAGGUUUAAGGGGACUUUUGGCUCUUCAGGCUCUACAGAAGCUGGAAUAUCUGACUGGCAAACCAAUUUAUAAACUCUUCGAUUAUAUUUGUGGAGUCAGCACAGGUGCCAUCCUUGGGUUUAUGCUGGGUGUGUUCCAACUCCCUCUGAGCGAUUGUAAAGAUAUAUACAGGAAGUUAGGCUCCGAUGUUUUCAAGCAGAAUGUGAUCGUUGGCACAGUGAAGAUGGGCUGGAGCCAUGCUUUCUACGACAGUGAAGCCUGGGAAGGCAUUCUCAAAGAGAAAAUGGGUUCAAAUCUGCUGGUGGAGACUUCCAGAAACCCUGAAUGCCCCAAGGUGGCAGCAGUGAGCACCAUUGUGAACCGGGGUGCAUUGAGGGCCUAUGUGUUUAGAAACUACAACCUUCUCCCUGGGGUCCGCUCUCACUACCUGGGGGGCUGCCAACACCAGCUCUGGCAGGCAAUCCGAGCCACCUCAGCAGCCCCCGGCUACUUCCAAGAGUUCACCUUAGGGAAUGAUCUCCACCAGGACGGAGGCCUGCUGAUUAACAACCCCACUGCUCUGGCCAUCCAUGAGUGUAACUGUCUGUGGCCUGGCGUACCUCUGGAGUGUGUGGUCUCACUGGGGACUGGUCGCUUUGAAAACUUCAGCAAGAACAGCUCCACCUACACCAGCCUGAAAACGAAGAUCACAAACGUCAUCAGCAGCGCCACCGACACCGAGGAGGUUCACGCCAUGCUCGACGCCUUCAUGCCCGCUGACACGUACUUCCGCUUCAAUCCGUACGUGAGCGAGGACAUUAAUAUGGACGACAGCCGACAGGAGAAGCUGAACCUGCUGCAGGCCGAGGGCCUCCGCUACCUGGAGAGAAAUGAGGAGAAGCUGAAAAAAGUGACUCGUAUCCUGGCCAAGGAGAAACAGCCUGUACAGAAGUUGGCAGACUGGACAAGACUGAGGGCCGACAUGUACAAUGGUCUGUCCUUAUACUCCUCCAAACCCUAGGUCUAAUUAAAGUAAUCUUUACCUCAAUAUUUAAUACUUUUAUUUAGUUUGUUUUUUAGUUUUGUUAUUUAUUAUUUACAUUUUAAUAAUGCACAGUGCAGCUUAAUCACUACCUGAAUGAUGUCUAGAUUUAAGAAAUAAAAAAAACAAACACAAUCAGCCAUGACAGCAGAAGCUUUGGAAACGAUUAUUUAGCAUUUCAUAAUGACUUUUUAUUUACUUUCUUGCCAAAGAGUAGACUGUUUGAAGCCACUUAGCUGCUUAGCACACGCAGUAGCAUUAGUCUGAUUUUGCUACACUUGUUGAUGGUACCUUAUCUGAGACCGACUUAUUCUUAGUCUGUCUUUAGAAAAAAAGUAAGUAUUGUCCCUUUAAGGCAGAAUACUGUAUACUGUUACAAUAGCAACUGACAUCAGCAUUGGAUCUUUACGGGAAAAUAUUGAUCGUUAGGUGAUUGAGAACUGUGUUUACUCCACAGACCUUUCUGGUAACAUCAGUGACAGACAAGUAAAAAAAUCCAAAAAAUGAUCGAUACGAUAAUAAUCAAAUGUUAAUCUUAAAGUUUAUACAGAAGUCAUCUGAUUUAGCUCUCACAUUAAUGCACAAUGCUAUAAUUAACGCACAAACAACAGACAUCGUAUUCUGAUUCCUUUAACGGCAAAGAAAUAUAAGCUAAGUUACUUAUACACUGUAUACAUUUGUAAAGGUUUUUCAAUGAUUAAAUUACAAAUCUAAUGAAACCAAUAUUUACCUUUGUAUUUAGACCAUUCAGUUAGCUUAAGCCUGCUGUUAUUAUAACUCACUUUAUUUUAGCCUCAGGGUUGUUUUAGUUUAAUUGUUGUAAAGCUUUUUUUUAAGACUCGUUUAUUGAUUUACUGCAAGCUACGCACAUUUUCCUUGAUCCUGUUUCCUCUUGAUGCCUCUCCUCAAAGCUCCCCACUGUCUGACGCUAAUUCUGCUGUAAAUGUGUUGUGUUUUUCAUCAAAGGUCAUCAUCCAAAAUGUCACAAUGACGCCUUUUUAUUUAACAAAAAACCCUCGUCUCCCUCAUUGUUUGUAAAUAGCCUGAUUUUGCUGUAAAAUGAUUUUGUGUGUGUGUGUGUGUGUGUGUGUGUGUGAGAGAGAGAGAGAGAGAGAGAGAGAGAGAGAGCACUGCAUGUGUGUCCGUCCACAGAUGUGUCAGGUUUAAUAUGUCAGUUCUCUAAGGAACCAAUGUAAGAUAGACCUUAACCAGAUGAAUGUGAAUCCACUGUUCUCCUGUUGCUGCUGUGUGAAGUCUGCUUGACAUCGUCAUUAAAACCCAUCACCGGAGCUGGCUGGAUCCUGCUUGCUAAUUAAAAGAGUAUAAACUGAUGUGAUCUGACAGAAGGUGCCGUGGAUUAUUCUAAGAAGAGAAACGCCUGCAUGUUAAACUGGUAACUUGUUCCCACGGCUGUAAGGUAGUUUUAUUACGACAUAGAUCUUGCCAGACUAAAUGAACAGCACGUUUGGAUGAAAUAAAUUAUAACCACAGGA